GGCUGAAAUUCACAAGAUCGACUCUCACGCUGCGAAAAUCCAAUCCUUUCCUUCCUCAAAAUCCAAGCUUUUGCUGCGGCGGCGGCGGUAGUGGUGGUGGAGAGAUGACGUGGGUAUGGCUGGAGGCCAUGCUCCCGCUCGGGAUCAUCGCCGGGAUGCUCUGCGUCAUGGGCAACGCCCAGUACGUCAUCCACAAGGCCGCUCAUGGCCGCCCGAAGCACAUCGGGAACGACGUGUGGGACGUGGCCAUGGAGCGGCGGGACAAGAAGCUCGUGGACAACCCCUCCUCCGCUCAUUCCGGCUGAUUCCCUAGGGUUCCGCCCCCCGAUCUCGUGUCUCUCGGAAUCUCUAACAAGUCAGUGAAUUAAUAAAAUGCUGAUCCGUGUUCCAUCCAUGGCAAGGAGUCUGGAAGCAAUAUCUAGUGGGAUCAUUUUUAUUUUUAUUUUUUUCCGUUUUUGCAUGUGCAUCUUGGUGACCUUAUAGACCAUUUGGGGGACAUUUGAAGAUAUUUGACCUUAAAUGUACUUUUUAUAACUGUUAAUGAAUUUUUUUGUGGAGGUUUGAUGAUCCUCAUCUAGUUUAUGUUUCACUGC
Messenger RNA from Eucalyptus grandis, 593 nucleotides. RefSeq names its product NADH dehydrogenase [ubiquinone] 1 alpha subcomplex subunit 1. The transcript has 3 exons. The coding region runs from base 105 to 305 and encodes 66 amino acids. NCBI's taxonomy places the organism in Eukaryota, Viridiplantae, Streptophyta, Magnoliopsida, Myrtales, Myrtaceae. The record is from RefSeq and is a predicted model, not a curated record.